Cordyceps militaris CM01 is the source of this 1530-nucleotide messenger RNA. RefSeq names its product betaine aldehyde dehydrogenase. The record is from RefSeq and is a predicted model, not a curated record. The coding region runs from base 1 to 1530 and encodes 509 amino acids. Gene Ontology annotation, molecular function: aldehyde dehydrogenase (NAD+) activity. The transcript has a single exon. NCBI's taxonomy places the organism in Eukaryota, Fungi, Ascomycota, Sordariomycetes, Hypocreales, Cordycipitaceae.
AUGACCUUUGCCCAAGAGAUUCACACCUUCCACUCGGGCCAGCCGCAGCCCAAGACCUCAUCCACCGCCAACACCUUCCAAUCCAUCGACCCUAGUACCGCCGCGCCCCUUGCCACCAUCUAUACCUCAACCCGCCAACAAAUCGACGACGCCGUCGCCUCGGCCCACGCGGCCUUCCCGACUUGGUCGCAGACGCCCGCGCCUAAACGCGCCGCCAUCCUUCUCCGUGCCGCCGCGUUGCUCCGCGCCCGCAACGAUGCCCUCGCCCUGACCGAGACGCUCGACACGGGCAAGGCCUGGUCCGAGACGUCGACCGUCGACGUCGUCACUGGCGCCGACGUCCUCGAGUACUACGCCCACAUGGUCGCCGGCGGCCAGCCAGGACAGCACACCACCCUCCGCCCCGACGCCUACAUCCUUACUACCCACGAGCCACUCGGCGUCUGCGCCGGCAUCGGCGCCUGGAACUACCCCAUCCAGAUUGCCCUCUGGAAGUCGGCUCCUUGCCUCGCCGCCGGCAACUGCAUGGUCUACAAACCCAGUGAGGUCACCCCGCUCCACGCAAACACCCUCGCGCAAAUCUACCUUGAGGCUGGCGUACCGCCUGGUGUCUUCAACGUCAUUUACGGUGAUGGCCCCAGCGCCGGCGUGCCCCUCGUCUCCCACCCCGGCAUCGCCAAGGUCUCCUUCACCGGCCAGGUCAGCACUGGCAGCAAGGUCGCCGCCUCAGCCGCCAAGGACAUGAAGGGCAUCACCAUGGAACUCGGUGGCAAGAGUCCUGUUGUCAUCCUCCCCGACGCAGACGUCAAUGAGGCCGCCGACGUCGCCAUGGCGGCCAACUUCUUCUCCACUGGCCAGGUCUGCACCAACGGCACCCGCGUCUUCGUCCCCGACUCCCUCCUGCCCGCCCUUGAGCAGGCCCUGAUCAAGCGCUGCCGCGAAGGCAUCCGCAUGGGCAUGCCCCGCGAUGAGGCCACCAACUUCGGGCCCCUCGUCUCCGCCCCGCACAUGGACAAGGUCAAGGCCUACAUCCAGCACGGCAAGGACGUCGACCGCGCCAAGGUCCUCUACGACGGCGCCACCGAGGCCCAGAGCAAGAAGCCCACCCCCAACGGAUACUGGGUGCCGCCUGUCAUCUUCACCAGCUGCAACGACGACAUGCGCGUCGUCCGCGAGGAAAUUUUCGGUCCCGUCAUGUGUCUCCUACCCUACUCUGUCCGUGGCCGCACCCAAGACCAGUGGCUCGCCGACGUCGUCCGCCGUGCCAACGACACUUCCAUGGGCCUCGCCGCCGGCGUCGUCUCCUCGGACCUCAGCCUCGCCCAGGACGUCAUCCGCCAGCUGCACGCUGGCAUCACCUGGAUCAACACCUGGGGUGAGUCUCCCGCCGAGAUGCCCGUCGGCGGCUGGAAGAUGAGCGGUAUCGGCCUGGAGAAUGGCGAGGAAGGUAUUCGCGCCUACAUGCGCACGAAGAGCACACUAGUGCAGCUCGGCAAGGGUGCCUGCGCUGGCUUGUUUGCGAAGCUGUAA